Molecule: messenger RNA, 8545 nt
Organism: Lagopus muta (rock ptarmigan)
Lineage: Eukaryota; Metazoa; Chordata; Aves; Galliformes; Phasianidae
Gene: LRRC66
Product: leucine rich repeat containing 66
Exons: 4
Coding region: 374-3967 (1197 amino acids)
Molecular function (GO): protein binding
Source: RefSeq, a predicted model, not a curated record
AUAGGUUAUAUUUGGUGGACUUUGAUCAGCAAUAGCUGUAUAUUAUACCUGAAGUCACAGUUCAAAAGUCUCUACUGUGGUUAGCUCACGAGUUCCUGAGAAGCUGUGUUUCUCAACUGAAGGGCUGGAAGAGAAAGAAAAGGUUUGGAUUGUCUCUGGGAGAGGGGGAGUGAGGGGGAAGCUCCCCAGCUUAUGGAAGUACUUCUUUCAAAAAUAUCUAACCCUCUAAAGCUGUGGGUUUCAGACAGAACACUGGUAAUGGUUGGGUGUUUGUUUAGUGUUGAUUUUUUUGAAUGCCAAAGUAUUUCUUCUUUCUGUUUCGCCUCUUGUUAUGCUGAACUUACCGUAAUUUUACAUCUUACGUACAGACAUUAUGGAUAACGUUCACCUGAGUGUCACAGCUGUGCUGCUCCUUUACUUUAAUCACCCUCGAUCAGUGGGAACCAAGCAGCUUCUUAAUACACAUCGCCAUACAGACUGCUGGUGGGAUGAGAAGUUCGUAGUGAAUUGCUCUUUCUUGGGACUAGGUGCUAUUCCAGAAGAUAUAUCACUAACAGCAGAAACGGUCGAUCUAAGUUAUAAUAACAUCAAAACUUUCCUGUGCGCCACCGGGAGAAAUGAAGACUGGAUGCUGAAACACCUGAACCUCAGUAACAACCUCAUUUCUGACAUCUCCGUAACUGCUUUUAGAAAUCUACCAAUUUUGGAAACUCUAAACCUCAAUGGUAACUCUAUCAGCACCCUCACACUGCACCCACCCACACCUGCACAUGGGUCUAAAACACUGGGAGAAAUGCACCGUUUCCUGCCUGCCUUGAAAGUACUGUCAGCUGGAAGGAAUAACCUCCAUGCAGUUCCAACAGGGCUAGGACUGCUGCAGUCUUUACAAACUGUCCAUUUGUCAUUCAAUGGCAUACUACAGAUUGACCUGAAUGAUUUUCACAACUGUUCGCAGCUGAAAAAUAUCUACCUGCAAAACAACAAGAUAGCAAACAUUCAUCCUGACGCCUUCAAGGAUCUCAACAAACUACAGGUCGUGGAUCUCCGUGAAAACCCUCUGACAACCAUUCUACCUCACCUAUUAAUCAAUUUGAACAUCUUUCAACUCAAAGUGGAUUUGUUCAACAAUUCCUGGAUAUGUAACUGCAGACUUCAUGCCUUGAAACAUCUACUCCGUUUUUUUUCUGCCUCCACGAAAGAAAAGCUGAUUACAUCUUGCAGUAAAACUGCCACCAGCUCACAGAAGCCUCUGCUGUACCUUUCAAGUUUCCACCUGAACUGCAGUGACAGUGUUUUGUCCAGGACAUCUGUGGUCCCACCGAGGGAGACAUCAGUGCUGCGCUGCAGCGUGGGUAACGCACUGGAUAAUGGAGUCUCAUGGUGGACACCUAAAGGCAAAAUUUCAAAGGAAAGCAGUCUUCCUCAUCUAUAUAUGUGUACUUUUAAUACAACAAGGAAGAAGUAUCUCAUCUACAACGUACAGGUAAAAGAAAAGGUUCCAGCACCUCUGGUUAGAAAAACUCGGGCCACCAAUGCAGGUGUUAGAGCAGGAGGAACGCAGCAGGACCUGACGCUGGCCGUAUGCCUCUCAGUGUUCAUUACAUUUUUCUGUGCCUUCUGCCUGGGCGUCCUGGCCAGGCCCUGCCUCACACGCUUGUGGAUGCGCAUGUGCAGGAUCAAAGCCCCGGCUCCAGAGCACACCUACGCUAACGAUGCCUUUUCAGAUGAAACCCCAAGCAGAGAGCACUCCGUGAGCAACCCAAUGAACACACAGCAUAAUGAGUUUGUUUUUUAUGAGAAUUAUUCAAGAAGCACUCAUGCUUCUCCUACAGGAACUGCUCAGUUUUAUGAAAAUGUCAUUGGUGGCACUGGACGCACACCAAGUACUGAGGAGUUCCCAAAAGAAAGCAAUAAUGAGAUUAACAUAAAAAAAAAUAGCGUGUCUUUCAACACCAAAACUAAUAGCAGUGAUGCCAUGAACACUGGACAGCUUACUGCAAGGAUGGAUUACGAGAACAGCAAUGAAGUAACACCAGGGAAAUUAAUGGGGAACAGCUUGUCAACAAAAGACCCAAAGUACGCAAACAGCACAGACUCAGAGCAGAGCAGAGUCCCUCCCAUGCCCAGCAGACACAACACUGGCUCUCACUCAGUUCACACGGAUCCUGCAGACACAGAUUUACCCUGCACAGGAGAUGCUGGCUUCCCACUUCCCACAGUACAACCCCAAACCAGUGUGCAAUAUUCCAGAGACAAUGAGGUGGGCAACAGAUCUGGUCAGCAGCAGUCAGAGGCAACACCUGAAUACAAAGGGAACAUUUCACAUCAUGAACCUAUAAGCUCUACAAAAUUUAUGCCUGGGAGGCAAAGCUAUGAUAGAGAAUUUGGUCUAAAUAGCAACGUAAAUAUGAACAGUGACAUGGGAAAUCUUAUUUUACCCAGUAGCUCUAAGAGAGAUGCAAAUAUUGAGAACUUAAGCAUUCACCAAAAACCUGAAAACACUCCUCAUACAGAGCACAGCUGUAAAAGAGAUUGUAGAAAUGAGCAAGGUAAUUUUGCAGAUUUCUUUGGUGACAGUUCUUCAGAUGAAGGGGCUCUGUUCACGAUGAGUGACUGCAGCUCCUUAGAAGACUCUGACCUGGAACAAAUCAGCGUUAGCAGCAACUUGCCAGCUCCUCUGCCAUCACUGGAGAAAGCUGACACAAAUGGAAUUGGUAAUUUCUCAGCACCGCUAGAAUCCCUGAGCAUUGCUGCAGAACUUCGGCAUAUUGGAAAAAAUGGAGAUAAGCACAAUGCAUAUUUUGGAACCACUACAGAUUACGGGUCAGAUACCAUCAUACCUGAAGCAGCAUCAGCUCACGCUGCCAAAUGCAGUGAUCAUGUAAGCACAUCAGGUUCAGACUCAAUUAAUUCAAGUCCAGAAGUUCCUGAUGCAUUUGACUAUUUUACCAAGGAGUCAACAGCACAAAACUCAAUUUCUGAUUCUCCCUACAAGCACAACACAGACUUCAGCAACACACCACUUUCAUUAAAACAUUUUCCUACAUAUGCAACAGAUACCGAAAAUACUCCUGAAGAUGCUGAGCUGCAGCCACACCAGUUUUCCUUUCAACCACAGCACCUCCUCAGACACAGUCCCACAGAACAGAAGGAACACGCACCAGAGGUAAGCACAGAGCAGCUCACAGAUGAGAGUUCCUCUGAAAGCGACCGUUGGGAAGGGGACGCUGCUCCGAGAUGGAACAUGAAUACAUCUGAGAGCAAUCAUUUUGUUCGUACUCCUCUUGAUACUGGUUUGAAUGCAACUGUUAGCAAGGCACCUCUUCCACAUGCCAGCACAGCCAGCAACAAGUCACCUCAUCCAUCCGUAUCUGAAAACACAACUGAAAAACCUUCUACAGUUAUUAUGGAGAAAAAGUCAUUACCACAGGGUGAGCACAUUAAUUCAGCUAGAACUCACGAAGAUAAAACACAAAGAAGUUUCAGUGAAGAAUGUGAUAAAUACAGGGAAUUACAGGGCAGCAACAACUGUAGCUCUUCUGAUGAAAUGCAAUCCUGCAGUGUUAUGACAAAAUUGCACCUUGAAUCUCCAGGGAAAACACAGUCAGUCUUCAACAUAGACAAUUAUUUCCAGUUGGAUCCAAGUGAAGAGAAUGUGUAUUCCUCACUAGUCCCACACAGCUCCCUGAGCAGAAGCACACAGCACAGCUCAGGUCCGUUCCCACAAAAGACUGCAGGAAACAAAACCUGCCCAACCACUGAUCCCAGUGAGCUGGAGGGUGACACCUCUUUGAAAGCACCAGAGAGCAGUUCUACAACAGCUGCCAGCCUCCCAGAUUCCAGUGAAAAAUGCUGUCAAAAAGCUCAGACCAGUUUAGGACAGCGCCAGCUUUUCAUUAAGAAGAAAAGAGCAUUUGAUGGAUUUGGUAAUAUUUUGCAAAGUAGGAGAGCAGAGUCCGAUGGUUGAGACACAGCAGUGCAUUGCUAUCCUCCUACAGGUGCAAAGUGACUGCGUCUUAGAAUGAAGUUACUGGGUUUUUUUGCUUAUCUUUGCUUAGUACAGCUAGCUGCCUUGAGCUUCAGAAAUGCAGGUUAUGGAACUAGACCUGCCCUGUGUGAUGUGUAAAGCAUGGAUUCAUCUAAUUCAGAAAAAAACUUACUCCAGGCUGACACAGAUAUUUGUGUACAUACAAGUCAGAUAAAAUAAACUUGUACUUGCAACUCUAGGAUACCUGAAUGAGCAAACUCCUCAGUGGUUAUGUUUGCUAAUAAACCUUUAACUGAGGUCUAGUAAUAUACUUGCUUACUGUUGGUACUGAAAUAUUAGUUUCCUUUGCAAAUUCUAACAUGCACAGUUUUAUUGUCAAAAAUAAAUGUAACACUGAAAUUAUUAUUACAUCAUUACUAUUACUGCAUGUUUGCUACAGGAAUCACCCUAUAGGUGAAAUCAAAUAUAUUACCACCUUCUGCUUUUGUGAAACAAAUUUCUGGAUUACAAUUCUCUGAAUUUCCCCAGCUUUGCAAUAUUACAUAAAAUCUAAGCAGUAUUCAAAUGCUGUAUUCCUAGCAGUCUCUGGGAUUUGAAUUCAUUGCAAAACACAGAAACAGUACAUUUAGGUAGAGGGGCAGAGGUUACUCUCAUUAAAGAUAAUGAAGACUACUUUACCAAUGCUUUUACCUUCUGAGGAUUAUUAAAUAAAUGUUCUACAUAAAGAGAAAGCACUGCUUGGCUGCUUUCUUCAAGAAAAACUUCAAACUGAAAGUAUAAAAAAAAAAGACAUGGAUAACAGUUUGGGUAAAGCAAAUCACUUAUAGGUCACAGAAGGUAACAGUGGCCACAGCAACUUUAAAAAUGGAAUACAUUAAGACAGUGUAGACUUGCUCUUUAUGUUAUGCACUGACUGACCUUGGGUUGUACCAGCUGCUAACACACUAAGACGGAAUCUAACCACACAAGUGAGCCAAUUUUGUGGAUCAUGGCAAAAAAAGAAAAAAAAAAAAAAAGGUGUCUGUGUGACUCUGUUGGUGUCACAGCAACAUUUGCUCAGCUGCUGCUACUACAGUUCAACAGGCUUUCAAAAUAUACAUUGGCAAAAUUGUUUCUCAUCUUCUCCAAACACCAGAAUGCUGCAGCAGCAUUAUAUACAGUACAUUACUUCUGAGGAGCAGCAAGUGUUCCUUUUGUGCAAUAAAGCUUCAGAAGAUUACUUGCUGUUCUCAUCAGAUCCACAAAAAAAAUACAUUUGCUCCUUCAAGGAAUUUUUAACACGUGCCAAAUUAUUUCCUUCUACUGUCACAAUAUUGUUGUGAAACUGUCUGAAACUUACCUUCAGAUUUCUGCAUAAUCUUGCACCCUUGCUUUGCUACUGUUAAAACACAAACACCCCACUUCUUCUCAUUUUUAAUACUUCCUCACAUCAUUAGCAACUGCUCUUAGAGAUAAUGCAAAACCUUCUACAUUUUCUGUGGCUUCUAGCCAAUGCUCUUCAUAUUUUGUGUCCUGUUCUCCAUUCACCCUAUUUCUCCAGGCCCUCCUCCAGGUACCCAAAGCUACAAACCUCCUGUUUCCUGAAUCCCUUUGGGAUUCUAUUAUCAUUCACUUUUCUUUACAAUUCAGCUGUUUGUUUGUUUGUUUGUUUGUAAUCAACUACAUCUCGUUUGCACAGAAAACAUCAUUCAUUUAAUCACUGAGCAUUUUCUAGAAUACCUAUUAUUUUUUCCUCCAUAGAAGUCAUACUUCCUGAAAGGUAUAACUCAAUUGCUCUAGAGACAUUGAAACUUCUAUAGCUUCAUCACUAACUUCAGUUAAAAAAAAAAAUAAAAACAAAAAAAACCCCACCACCCACAAUCUGAACAGAUACUGUAUGAAUUCUCAAACAAAGACUGAAGGUCUGACAGUAUGUUGGUAAUGGUCUGGGCACACCUUUCUUACAUGUGCUAAGCUCAAGGGUUGAAAAGACACUGUAUCCCUCAGUCAAUAAGUGCAGGAAAAAAACUUAAGUCUUACAAGUUGGUGGACAAACUCAGAGUGAAACAAAACUUGGAUUUUCAACUACUUGUUUACAACACAGUGAUAGUUAACAAGUUGUCUGCCACAGGCACAAAGCAUUUCAGUCUUUCCAGAGAACGUUAAUUACUGGGCUAGAAAACAAACCUCAAAUACAAAGACAUUCACAUUUAAUCUACAUAUGAUUAACAUCAGAAACUAUUUGGACAGCAAUAUAGAAAUUUUCAUAAUACAGAAGACUGUGACUCACCUAAUCAUAAAUAAAAGGAGAAGACAACAUUCUUACGAGUGCUGAAGGCGAUUCCAGCUUUGAUCAUCAACUUGAACUUACUGAAAAACAGCUUCCCAAAUAUAGUCUCCACAUGAGAAUAUUACUUAAAGACAUUUACAUUAAAAUAUUGUCAAAAACUUUCAGAGUGAUAGCUUUAGUGCACAAAAUUUAAAACAAAAUCUUGAGAAAUGUGUCCAAAAUGUAUAUUUUAUUCAUUUUGUCAGGCUUUAAGAGACUGUUUCCCAUUCAAAAUUAGAUACGGAACUCUGAAAGAAAUAUAAAACAGUAAGAUUAACUAAUGGUUCCUUUUAAAAUUAAAGCCAAGAAUGUGUAACAUACAUUUAGGCUGCAGUUUUCAUGUCCUAAUGCUAACAACUUUUCUACUGCUCUGCUUAGAUAUUAUCAUUUCUGCUUUACAAAGACCAACUCAAGAGCCCAUUGUAAGUCAAAUAAUCAACAAAGUCUUCUAAAAGAUAAGAGAAAGACUUGUAUUGAACUCACAAACACACUUCCAGAAAUAAAUAUCACUACAUUCAAAUACUAAUAGACUGGUCUUCUCUCCCAGUGUUACAUUUGAAUAAUACCUGGAGUUUUCUUUAGCAUAUGCUCCACAUCACAGGAAGGAUGAGGUUGGAAGGGACUUGUGGAGGCCAUCUGGUCCAGUAUCUCUCUACUCAAGCAGAGCAGGGUGCCCAGGCCCAUGUCCAGUAGGCUUUUUUAGAUCCCCAAGAGGAGAUUCCAGUCUCCCUGGACAAUCUCUUCCAGUGGUCCUUCACUUUCACAGCGUAGAAGUGCAUCCCAAUGUUUAGAGAGAACGUCCUGCGCUCCAGUUUUUACCCAUGGCCUCUUGAUUUAGUGCUGGGCAUCACUCAGGGCAGUCCAGCUCCCUCUUCUUUGCACCCUCUCCUCACAUACUUGUACACACUGAUGGGAUUCCACACACACUACAUCUUCUCCUUUCCAGACUGUACAAUCCCAGCUCUCAAAACCUUCCCUCAUACGAGCGGCACUUCUUUCCCUUCAUCAACCUUAUGGCCCUCCACUGGACUCUGUCCAGGAGAUCCAUAUCUCCCUGGUACUGAGGAGCCCAAAUCUGGACAGAGCAGUCCAGGUAAGGCCUCACCAGUGUUGAAUAAAAGGGAAGGAUCACCACCCUCAACCUGAUGAAGACAUUCCCCCUCAUGCAGUCCAAACAUUAAUCUUCUCUACCACAAAAACACAUUGCUGACAUGGUUCAACCUGGCAUCCCGCAGGACCUUCUGCUAAGCUGCUUCUCAGUCCUUGUAUGGCACUUGGGAUUAUUCCUCCAAGGUGCAGGACUUUGCAUUUCCCUUCACUGAACUUAAUAUGUUUCAUACCAGCCCAUUUCUCCAGCCUGUCCAGAUCCCUUUCAGCGACAGCACAGACCUUUGUUGUAUCAGCCACUUGCUCAGGGUACACUGUGCCCAUCAUCCAGGCCGUUAAGGAGAAUGCUCAAAAGGACUGAAGGCCAGCCCGGAUCUGGGGUACAGCACUAGCUACAGUCCUCUAAAUGGGCUCUGUGCCUCUGAUCACAAUCCUCUUAAUGCAGCCUUCAGCCAGUUUCCAACCCAUCACAUCAGCUGCUCACCCAGACAGCAUUUCAUCAGCUUCUCUAACAGGAUCUAAGGGGAAGACAGUGUCAAAAGCCUAUGUCAAAACAAGCAGGUAACAAACAUGCUACUUUAAGAUUCCAUCCUAUAAAAUGGCAGGCAAUUUCAGCAGCUUCCUGUUUAAAAAAAUAAAAAAAUAAAAAAAUAAAGGUACAACAGCACUGCUUUACAUUCACUCACCCCAUUUGAAACAUACCUGUUUUCAAAUGUUUCAAGUAUUAAUUCACUGUAAGGUUGUGAAUAAGAAUCACAAGACUGUGUAUAUUCUCCUUCAACAGAAUUUUGGAGCCCAAGGAAGUUCUGUGCUAGAUGAUAAAGGUUUCCAGUGGAGGAGAAGCAUACUCACAUUAGAGAAUUUCUGAAGCAUGAACCACAGAAAAAUCUUAACUCAGUUUCUGAAACCAACACAAAUACUCUUUAUUUGUGGGAUUCCAUUUUACAUCAACACCAGCAAAAGACCUAAAAAUGAACUCGUUAGGUGGCAUAACAGCAUUUCCACCAGUUUGUAAGUCACAGGAGUUUAGCACACCUUAUGCGUGUAAUACCCAAAUAACUAAGACAUAAAGCAUUCACAGUUACAGGUUAACUGCUGUUCCAACAGCAGCUUCAUUAGGAACUACUUGGUGACAACACACA